Pisolithus orientalis is the source of this 549-nucleotide messenger RNA. RefSeq lists its product as uncharacterized. Bases 1 to 549 code for a protein of 182 amino acids. The record is from RefSeq and is a predicted model, not a curated record. NCBI's taxonomy places the organism in Eukaryota, Fungi, Basidiomycota, Agaricomycetes, Boletales, Pisolithaceae. The transcript has 3 exons.
AUGCCCUACAUCAAGGCACAUUACCAUCCAAUCCUUUUCGCUCUCAUUACAGUUUGUGCUAUGGCUGAGCUGGGCCUCGCAGCAUUCCUCAUCAGCGCCGGGAACGAGAACAAUAACUGGCCGAGUGAUCGUUACCACUCAGUCUUGAUUCUUUUCGAGUUCAAUGCCGUCUGGACGACCUUGUUUGGAAUAGCAUAUCUUUUGUGGAUAAUUGACGGUGCUAUACAUUUCCUGGCAAGCAUAGCGAGCUCCAUCAUCUGGCUUCUUGUUACCACGAUUCUAUGGGGAGCUGCCGCUGGCGUGAUGCACGGAGCAAGAUCGGGAGGCAACUGUAAUUGGAUAUCCGCUGUCUCUGGGUUCGUGGAGGGAAACUCGCCAUGUUAUCUACCGCAGGACCUGAGCAGCGUCUCCAGGUGCAGGGAAACUCUGAGCGUGGAGGCCAUAGGGUGGAUCGAGUUUGCGCUGUGCGUCCUCACCCUCCUGGCAACGUGCAUGUGGGUGAGAACAAGUAAGCGGAGCUAUGUGAGUGAAUAUAGCAAGUUGGCAUGA